Geodia barretti is the source of this 1191-nucleotide messenger RNA. The record is from the annotation of a GenBank genome assembly. NCBI's taxonomy places the organism in Eukaryota, Metazoa, Porifera, Demospongiae, Tetractinellida, Geodiidae.
UAGUGGGCGUGGCUAGGUGUGCUCCAAUUAAACCUCUUCGACUGCGAGAAAACAGUAUGGCUGCAGUUUUACGAAGAGGAAUGCUCAGCUCCCAGAGGUUCUCCCGCCUUCUCGGGCGGGUGCUAGGGAGCCAGCGAGAUGCCAGCAGUCUCGUGAUAGCCGAACACAACGGUGAGAGCGUGGUCCCGCUCACCUACAACGCCAUAGCCGCGGCAAGACAACUGGGGGGAGACAUAACAGCUCUGGUCGCUGGACCAGACUGUGGAAAGGUGGCUGAUACACUAGCGCAGAGUGAGGGGGUGUCAAAGUUACUUGUGGCACAGCACGAUGCAUUCAAAGGCUAUCUACCAGAGGCACUGACUCCUCUGAUUCUCGAGGCUCAGAAACAGUUCAACUUCUCACAUAUUCUGACAGGAGCUGGGGCCUUUGGAAAGAGCCUCAUUCCAAGAGUGGCAGCCAAACUGGAUGUAUCGGCUAUCUCUGACAUCAUUGGAGUGAAGAGUGAGGACACGUUUGUCCGGACCAUCUAUGCCGGGAAUGCCGUUCAGACCGUCCAGUCUGGGGACUCUGUCAAACUCAUCACGGUUCGUGGAACUGCCUUCGCUGCCUCUCCUGAGACCGGAGGCAGUGCUACCAGAGAGGAUGUUGGAGUUCCAGAACUGGGGCAAGUGGGGACCGAGUUUGUGAGCCAAGAGCUGAGUAAGAGUGACAGACCGGAGCUGACAGCUGCCAAGACCGUCAUCUCCGGAGGUCGAGGAAUGAAAAACGGAGAGAAUUUCAAACUUCUAUACGACCUUGCCGAUAAGCUAAAUGCUGCAGUUGGUGCAUCGAGAGCGGCGGUGGAUGCUGGGUUUGUACCCAACGACAUGCAGAUAGGGCAGACUGGGAAGAUUGUCGCUCCAGAACUCUAUAUUGCAGUGGGCAUAUCGGGAGCCAUUCAGCACUUGGCUGGAAUGAAGGAUAGCAAGGUCAUAGUGGCAAUAAACAAGGACCCAGAUGCGCCAAUAUUUCAAGUUGCAGAUUUUGGACUAGUUGCAGAUCUUUUCAAGGCUGUUCCAGAAUUGACUGAGAAACUCUGACACAAUUGAUACCGCACCAUAGUGUAACAUUAUUUUGCUUGUUUACAAUGCAACACACUUCUGUAGCUUGGUUCAAAUAAGGGUGAUUAACUAAUGCACUGAAGUAAAAAAA